CGCGGAAUGGCACGAGCGCGAAAGGGCGACGAAAGGCAGCCAAUGGAGAGCCAUUUCGUAUCGCUUUCCAUCCGGCUUUGAAGGGUUUAUAGGAGUAUGUGAUGAACAAUGUGGUCGUGGAGGAAGCGAGUCGCCGCCGCCCGGGCAUCUCGCUCUCCGCGCUGGAGGGGCUCCCGGCGGCGCCCGUGACCCCCGCCCACGUGUCGCUGGGGGAGGCCAAGGCCGUGGUGACCCUGCAGGAGGCGGCGGGCAAUGAGACGAUGGUGGCGCUGCAGGAGGCCGGCGAGAACGAGCCGCUCAUCCUGUGUCCCCUGGAAGAGCCCGGGGCCGCGGGCGUAAGGCAGGGCCACGCCCACCACCACCUUCCCACGGGCGCCACGCUCACCUACGCCGCCCUGGACGAAGGCGUCAACAUCGUGCUGCAGCCCCUGAAGACGGAGCCGCACGCCCACGCCUCGCCGGUGGGCCUCGCGGGGGACGACGCCCACCAGGUGCGCGGCGCAGACGGAUGUGCGAAGGUGGGCGGCGGCGGGGGCGGCGGCCCGCAGCUGGUGGUGGUGGGCGACGCGGGCGCGGGCGACACCAUGACGUACAUCUACAUCCAGGGCGAGAGCCAGGGUGAGCAGGAGGGCGGCGUGGCGCCCGCGGACGCCCACACCAUCACGCUCAACUCCGCCGACGGCUCCACGCUGCACACGCUCCCGGCCGCCUACACGCAGCACCUGGAGCACGCUUACGGGGACCUCGUGCUCGUGGGCGGCGGCAGUGGGGCCGCCGACGUGGGCGGGGCGGCGGCCGCGGGAGGGACUCGCCUCGAGGACGGCGACGGAGGCGCUGACGAGGGCCGGCGCCCGGACGAGGAGGUCCUCCUGCUGAGCGUGGCGCCCAUCAAGCUCGAGGAGCAAGACGGCGGCGCCGCCCUCGCCUUGCCCGCGCCCGCGCGCUCCGCCCCCAGCCACGUGCGAGACUCACGCCCUUCCGCCGCCCUGGAGGAGAGCGUGAGUGCGGGGCGCGGGCGUCGCGAGGGCGGGCGGCAGGAGGCCCGGCUGCCGGAGGACGAGGCGGGCACGAUCGAGGCGCGGCUGGCCACAAGGGACUCCCUGCUUCCGCCGCGGAGGAACCGGCGCUGCGGGAACCCCGGCGGCCUCACGUGCCCCGUGUGCCGCACGCAGUUCAAGUCGGGACGCCAGUACCAUGGGCACCUGCACGUGCACCGCGGCCACGGCGUGUGGCAGUGCGAUAUGUGCGAGCACACGAGCGACACGGCCGUGGCGCUGAGCCUGCACAAGAGCGAGGCGCACCACGAGGCCCGCCCCUACAAGUGCCCGCACUGCGCCCUCUCCUUCCCCAAGAGCCUCAUGCUAGAGGACCACGUGCGCUCCGUGCACAACAAGGAGCGCCCCUACACCUGUUCUUUCUGCACCAAGGGCUUCUACGCCCGCCCGACACGACUCAAGAUGCACCUCAACCUCCACCUGGGCAUCAAGAGCAACGUGUGCCACGUCUGUGGCCGCCAGUUCAGCCACCCCUCCAACCUGAUCCGGCACCAGCGCCUGCACACCGGCAUCAAGCCCUACGUGUGCUUCACCUGCGGCAAGCGCUUCACGCAAGUCACGCUGCUGCACCAGCACCGCGCCAGCCACCAGCCGGGGGCAGGCGUGUGUCCCCUGUGCCCGGCGACCUUCCGCAGCGCCGCCGGCCUCAGGAAGCACUCCAAGCUCGAGCACAAGAAGCCCAUGACGCUGCAGGAGGCGGCGCGCAUCAUCCGCGGGCAGCGCACCUCCACGGGGCGGAGCUACUACUGCCAGGUGUGCGGCGCGCAGUUCUCCAUCAAGUCCGAGCUAAAGGCGCACGAGCAGCAGGAGCACGGCGACAGCACGGAGCACAGGUGCGCCUCGUGCAACAAGGUGUUCUCGCGACCGCCGAGGUCAAAGGACAUCGAGGGCGAGGAGGAGGAGGAGGAGGAGGAGGAGUACCUGGUGGUGCACAUCGAGGGCGAGAGGGUGUCCUACGUGGUCAAGAAGGGGACCAAGAGCUCGCGCAACAAGGUGCUGGAGAUCGACGCGGCGCGGCCGGACGCGCUGAGCGAGGACGACUUUCCCGCGCCAUGCUGUCCGAAAGACCAUCAUGAUCAACGUGCAGGACCGACGCCCGGCCUCCUGCAGGACGGCCAGACCAUGAUGUCCCUCCCGCCGGAGAUAGAGGAAGGCGAGAGCGCUCCGGCGGGACUCGGCGGCGGCGAGGACUCGGCUUCAGGGCUGGACCACAUGGAUGCCGACAAGGCCGCCCUGCCCCUCGCCAGCAUCAAAUUGGAGCCGCAGACGGAGGACGACCUCGACCAGAUGACGCUGCGGACAAGCCGCAACAUCGCUCUCAAGGGCGAGUGCGACGACCUCAACCUGGACGAAGACACGAAGGUCGGCGGCGGCGGCGGCGCGGGGGCGGUCGCGCCGCUUACCUGUCGCAACUGCGGGAAGGUUUUCCAGAAGCGGUGGAACUUCCAGCAGCACAUCGCCACCCACGACGCGUCCCUCCACAAGUACAAGUGUGACACCUGCGGACACACCUUCGCCUACCGCUCCACCCUCAACAAGCACGUCCUCAAGCACCGCUCGCCGCCGCAGCUGCAUCCCUGCCAACUCUGCAAGAAGACUGGAAAGUCACAUGAAUAG
Penaeus vannamei (Pacific white shrimp) is the source of this 2672-nucleotide messenger RNA. NCBI's taxonomy places the organism in Eukaryota, Metazoa, Arthropoda, Malacostraca, Decapoda, Penaeidae. The record is from RefSeq and is a predicted model, not a curated record.